This is a messenger RNA of Rasamsonia emersonii CBS 393.64, 1353 nucleotides long. RefSeq lists its product as uncharacterized. Lineage: Eukaryota; Fungi; Ascomycota; Eurotiomycetes; Eurotiales; Trichocomaceae. The record is from RefSeq and is a predicted model, not a curated record. The transcript is spliced from 2 exons. Gene Ontology annotation, cellular component: nucleoplasm; centrosome; cytosol. The annotation marks the transcript as partial.
UCCGAUGAUGCGGGCGCCUUCUGGGCUGUUCUGGGAGAAGUCCUCAAGUCGAGAAUCAGGCCCAUCUUUGCCAAAACGAAGAACCCGGCUAUCACGCCGGGGGGUCGCAAGAAUUUUCAUCCAACGCCUGUGCCCAGAUGGGACGCCAGUGUUAUGGAUCAAGAGAUGAAGCCGUGGAAGUUUCAGGAUGUCUAUGCUACGACAGUGCUUGAUUGGGCUCUGUCUCGGUUUCUUCCAUCAGAUUUCGCUCACUUGGAGGCUCAUUUCCCGCUUCUCGUUCCACCGAUCUUAUCUCUGAUCGACGACGAAAGCUUGGCCUUCAAGACCCGCGGCUGCAAUCUUCUCUCAAAGUUUCUGAUCCCCAUCCGGGAAUGCCGGUCCGAUCUCCUUCAUCGGACGAACCUUUCCUCCGUCUUUGACGACGCGCUGGCGCCGUGCCUUUUGUCCAUUCCUACGAUCACCCCCGAGGACGAGUCUCUGCAGUUACUUGGAGCGGCGUACCCGACUCUCCUCUCGGUGCUCCAGACUCGUUAUCACCGGUAUCCUUCAGACAAAGAGUCUGCAACGGCGUCAUCCUCGCAAGAGGAGGAGAACAAGACAGCAUACAUCAGCCGCGUCGCCAGCGUCCUGCGAAACAACGUAAUACCGUCCUUCCACCACGUCAGCUCGACCACACCCAGCGCGGCAUCGUCGCUAGCAUCGUUCCCAUAUCCGCGGCUCUCAGCCUUCCUUCUCAGGCAGAUGGCCACCUUCUCGUUUGAACUCGGCAUCCACACGACAAAGUACCUGCAGGAGCUCAUCCCGCCCAUUUACAGCACCCUGACCAACCCCUUCGGCACGGGCUACCCCCCGCUUCUCCUCGCCGGCGUCGCCGCCGCGCGGGCCGUCAUUUUGAACGCGCACCCUCGCAUCUGGCGCUUCCGCGGCGAGCUCCUAGGCGGGUUUUGUGAUUGCUGGGUUCACGUCCUCGACGAAGAGAAGAACCAGACUGAGAUCGAGACACGAGCGCGUGAGCGUGCGCGUGCACGUCCUAGCACCAGCACUCUUAGUACUGAUACUUCCUCGAAAGAAAAAACCCUCCUAACCGCCCUAUCCAAGCUAAAAAAACAACUAAAGGGAGCCGUCUACCUGCUGAAAGUGUCCGUGGAUGCAGUCACGAAUACUCCUGCCGACGGCGAAAGCGAGGAAAACUGGACAGGAGUAGAAGAAGACGUGAAUAAUAUCGAAAAAGAAUGCGAAGACCUUUCUAAAGCAGAUGAGCAGUUGAGGGAGUUGCUUUUUGGGGAGAGCCCUGACGAUAUCCCUGACGACGACGAUGGCAAUAAUGAUGAUUAUGAUGAUGGUCAUGAUUGA